AUGGCAGAGCGGCCCACAGAAAGUUGGGGUACCUUGAGUGCCGAAGCUCCUUUCCAGCUUUUGAAAACAUCGCCUUUUAUCCGGGCUGCUUUCAUUGAAAAACUUGCAAAUCUUGCAAACAAAGAAGGUCUAAAACAAAAUGAUUCGACUGAAAUUGUAACCGCAAUUUUUUCAAAAUAUGCACACUACAACGACAACCAUUCACGACUAGCUGCUCAAAAAGCUAUAAUUUCCCAUAUCAAUGGCACCUAUGGGUCAGCUGUUUUAAAUACUUUGGCUAAGUUGAUCACAGUUACUAUUUCUCAAACUAAGGCCAUUGGCAGUAACUUCACAAUAUUGGAGUGGGUCAACUCAUUUAUUCUUGAUAAAUCAGCCACUUUCGAUUCAAACAAGGAAGCUGUAAAGACUUUAAUUAUUUCUCAAGGUGAAAUUUUAUAUCAGAUCGUUACUUUUGCUGAAAUUGAAAAACACCAAAGACAAUACGUAUCUUCUUUAAGGAAAACCCGCACUGCUAUUGCGAAAUCUCUUGGCCGUCAAAAUGAAAAAUCAUUAGAAUUCGCCGACUUUUACAUUGAAACUCUUAUUUCCAAACCCAAAAAUACUAUCGAAUAUAUCCCCCGCUUUUUGAUCAUUUCUGCUCUUGCGGGUGCGUCGAUUGAUCUUUUAUCCGCAAACCCCUCUGUGCAGGCCAAGGUAGAGGCAAAAAAGGAUGAAUUUUUCAAAAUUUAUAUUCAAAGUGUCCUCGGAACAAAAGUUCCAUUGACAAGGCAUCUUGUUGACUCAUUUUCUCCAUUCUUUGUUGACUUUAUCACCCAAUCCGAUUUUGACAAAGUACUUGCACCUGCAAUUUCUAAAGCAAUUUUACGAGCCUCCGAAAACACACUUUCAACUAUUUCUAUUUCUCUCUUUUCUAAACUUUCUCCACUUGUCGAUACCUCUGAUUCCUUGAACUCAUGCCUUCUUGCCCCUAUUUUAUCUUCUUUUGGCUCUUCUAAACCUCAAGUUCGUGUUUACUCCUGUGACAAUCUCAAGUCUCUUUUGCAGUUGGCCCAGCCCUCUGAGAAGCUCGAUAAGGUUAUCAGUUCAAUUGUUACACCUCUCAAAACAAAUAAAAUUACAAAUCCGGAGCAACGAGUUUUUUAUGGUCUGGCACUUUCCUCUGUUACUCCUUACAUCGGUGGCUCUAAGGCAAUUUACAAUAAUCUUCUCACUACUUUAGGAAAAGAUGUCAACGAAGCAUCUCUAUCUUCAUUAUCGGACGCAUUUUUUAAGCAUUUGUUUUUUGAUUUACAAAGCAAUGCUGUUUUGGAGAAAUCUGUUCUUGACACCACUUUAAAGGGUGUUUCUGAAAAGAAAGCUAAUCUCAAGAAAGUCUGGAUUGAAAAUCUGGUAAAGCAAAUUUUAGAUCUUACUAACUGCUCUGCCGAACUCGAAAAAUUCAUUUCAGGUAUCAGCAAAUCUUUGACAGAUGCUUGGAAGGAUAUCAACAAUAAUGCUUCUUUGGCAGUUCAAAACAAGGUUGUCACUAUUGGUCAUGCCGUUGUUUCUCUUAUUGCUAAGUUACAUCAAAUUGAUGAGAAGAUUGUGGUACCUUUUGAUAAUGCCAAAAUUAUUUCCUCUUCUUUAAAAAGUGAAAAGGCAUCUUUUAUUACAUCUUACCGUGUUUUUACAAAGCUUACAGAGCCAAGUGAGGUUGAAUGGGCCAUUCGCUCUUUGAGCGCUAGUGCCAAGGAGGUUGUUGCUCUCAACGAUGCUGCUAUUUCAAAUGACUGGGCUUUAGCUUGGAUAUACUAUAUGGUUACACCUGUUUCCCCUUCCACUUCUCAACUCGCACUUUCUUUCAUUAAAGAUUUAUAUGCAACCUAUCAGUCAUUUAUUGGCAAGUUAUUUAUUGAUAACAUUUACAAAAUUAUUUCUCUGCCGGAAGAUUCUAAGCCUAUUGAUGAUGAUAACUUGACUCAUAUUCCUCGAAGUGCCACAUUCAAUCACAUCUUGACUGCUUUGUUUUUACCACAAAAUGAAGUUGAUGUGUCUGUUCUUGAAAAUGAUCUCGUUUCAUUGUUUGUUAUUGCUCACCAUCCAAAGUCCAAUAUUAAAGGUGGAUGGGUUUCUCUUUGCUUAGAGUCCAACAUCGAUCCUGGCAAGGUUGUUGAAACUCAUGGCGAGGUUAUGCUUCAGAAUAUUUUUGCCGUUUCUGAUGAUGCGGCAAAUCAUAACGAUGAUGUCAUGCUUGAUGCUGCAGUUUCUGCUGCUGCUACUCUUUCUUUUAUUAACAACUCUCUCAUCACUCCCAAGCUUACUGAGUCAAUUGUUUCUGGACUUAACACUUCUCAGUUCCCUGAGUUUGAUGAAGAAAAGCUGGCUGUCUGGAACACACCUGAGGGUACUCUUGCCAAGAAUCCAUUUGAAACUUCAAAGGUCUAUGCUGAAAACAAAAAUUCAAAGGACUAUGAGACUAAGAAGUGGGAAGAGUCACUUAAGAAAGAGAUUGAAGCUAAGAGGGGUACUAAACCCAAGUUUACCAAAGAGCAACAAAUCAUUGUCAAUGAGCAGCUUAAGAAAGAGAGCGAAAUUCGCUCUGAGUUAAAAAAGAUUUAUGCUAACGUUCAUAGGUCUUUGUCUUUGAUUUCAAAGCUUUCUAUUUUAUCGACAACUGCUUACAAUGGAAUUGAAACUUGGUUUCCGGAAUCGAUAAAGUCCCUUGAGAAUCUGUUUAGCACUGGUCCUAUUCUUUCUAUUUUUAAUGGUGAACCUUCCCGUGUCUUUAUUGAACUUUCUCGUAACGUGACUGAUCGCAUUGGUUCCCACCGCGAUAUUGCUGGCGUUGCUAUUCUCCGAGCUCUCAGCGUCUAUGAUAUUGAUUCAACCGCUCUUUUGGAAAAGGAUACUUUGAAGGACUUUUCUACCGGUCUUUUGUAUAAGAUUCAGUUCCAAAGUGAAAAACGGCCUUUGGACUCUAUUUCUCUUAUUUACCUUCUUCCUCUUAUUUUGAAGACUCUUGAAGGUCGAGGAGGCAUUGGUACUACUGUUGAUGAAGAGAUUGAAGAACAAGCUAUUUUGUCGCUUGACAUUCUUACUGCUCAUGCUGAAGAGUUUAAACAAGAAAUAACUCCCAGAAAGCAUCUUCUCAACACUCUGUUAUCGUUGUUAAGCACUCACCCUUCCAAGGUCAAGUCUAUUAAAGAUUCUUUGGUUAGAAUUGUUCAAAGUAUUGGUGCAACUUUUACUGAUGAAGAGCUCAACUUGUUGAUCAAGGCUACUAUUUCUUCCGAUCUUGCUAUUCGUUCUAUUGUUCUUGAAAUCAUUGAUAAUGAGCUUGAUAUCUCUCACGUGGAUUACUCCAACGAAAUUUGGAUAGAACGUUUUGACUCUGAAAAUCUUUCUGCGAUAGCUGACUCUAUUUGGAACGAUAAUGAACUUGCUAUCGAUGAAACUUCUGCUUUCAAAUUGGUUCCAUUCCUUGAAUCAAAUCAAUCGUUUUUGCGUAUUGCUACUUCUAAGGCAAUUACUGCCGCUGUUGAACCAUAUCCCGAUAUUCUUGAUACUUUGUAUGAGAACCUCACUGAGCUCUUUAUUGAAAGAACCCAGCCUCCUAUUCCUGUUAAGGAUAAGUACGGUAUGGCUGUCAACAAUGGCGGUCCUACUGACACUUGGGAGGUGAGAAGCGGCAUUGCUCUUACUUUCAAAGAGCUUGCACCUUUCCUAUCUAAUGAGCUUAUUGAGAAGUUUUUCUCAUUUUUGAUUGACACCGAGGCUUUGGGUGAUAAGAAUGCUGAAGUUAGAUCCGAACUUCAAUUAGCUGGAAAGGCUAUUAUCCAGCAACACGGCUUAAACAUUGUUGAGUCACUUAUUCCAAUUUUUGAAGCAUACCUUACUAAGGAAGUUAAGAAAUCGGAAGUUCAUGAUCGUAUUCGUGAAAGUGUUGUUAUUCUUUAUGGUGAUCUUGCUUGUCAUCUUAAGCCUUCCGAUCCCCGUGUCACUAACAUUAUUGACAGACUUCUCAGCACUCUUGACACUCCUAAUGAGUUUGUUCAGUACGCAGUUUCAGAUUGUCUUGCACCUCUAGUCAAGCUUUUUGAAUCCAAACUUUCUGAUUAUUUUCAAAAACUUGAAGAAAAACUUUUCUCCGAUUCUAAAUAUGCUGGCAGACGUGGUGCUGCAUAUGGUAUUUCCGGUCUUGUCAAAGGUGCUGGUAUUUCUGCCAUGUCAGACUACGAUUUAACUCGUAUUUUAGUUGAUGCAGUAGAAGAUCGUCGUGACCCCAAGAAGCGUCAAGGUGCUCAGUUUGUUUUUGAAUGUCUCUCUCAAAGCUUGGGCCCUUAUUUCGAACCUUAUGCACUUGAAAUUAUUCCUUUGAUUCUUGCCAGUUUGGGUGAUAGUUCUCCAGAGGUUCGUGAAGCAACUUCUUAUGCUGCCCGCCAAAUUAUGAAGCACUCUACUGGUUACGGUAUCAAGAAGUUGAUUCCAAUGGCUUUGGAAACUCUCGAUUCUACUGCUUGGAGAGCUAAAAAGGGUGCUGUCGAGUUGCUUGGUAUCAUGGCUUACCUUGACCCUAGACAGCUUUCAACAUCUCUUUCCACUAUCAUUCCAGAACUUGUGGGCGUGUUGAACGAUUCCCAUCGUGAGGUUAGAACUUCUGCUAACCAAAGUUUACAAAGAUUUGGUGAGGUCAUUAAAAAUCCUGAGAUUCAAUCUUUGGUUCCUGUUCUUAUUCAGGCUAUUAGUGAUCCUACUCAACAUACUGAAAAGGCUCUCGAUGGCCUCCUUAAGACCCAGUUUGUCCACUAUAUUGAUGCACCUUCUUUGGCUCUCGUCAUUCACAUUUUGCACAGAGGUUUGAAAGAUAGAUCUGCCAACAUUAAGCGCAAGGCUGCUCAAAUUGUUGGUAAUAUGUCUAUUCUUACUGACUCUAAGGAUCUUAUUCCUUAUCUUUCAAGUAUUGUUUCUGAACUUGAGGUUUCUAUGGUUGAUCCUGUUCCUGCUACUCGUUCUACUGCCAGUAGAGCUAUUGGUGCUCUGGUUGAGAAACUUGGCGAAGAUCAAUUCCCUGAUCUCAUUGGAAGACUUAUGGCUACUCUUAAAUCUAAGGAUAAGGUUGGUGAUCGUCUUGGUUCUGCACAAGGUCUUGCUGAAAUUACAUACGGUUUGGGCAUCCGCAAGCUGGAGGAGCUUAUGCCUAUUAUCCUCAAAAAUACUACCAGCUCUCAGGCCCAUGUCAGAGAAGGUUUUAUGCCAUUGAUGAUUUAUCUUCCUGCAUCAUUUGGUGCUUCUUUCAGUCCAUACUUGACUCAAAUUAUUCCUCCUAUUUUGGCUGGUCUUGCUGAUGAUGUUGAGGCUGUUCGUGAAACUUCUCUUAAGGCAGGUAGACUUCUUGUUAAGAACUACGCCACCAGAGCAAUUGAUUUGCUUCUUCCCGAGCUUGAACGUGGUCUUUCUGAUUACAGUUAUAGAAUUAGAACCUCUUCCGUCGAGCUUACUGGUGACCUUUUGUUCCAGCUUACUGGUGUUAGUGGAAAGACUGAGCUUAGCGAAGAAGAUAAAAUCAUUUUUGGUGAUGUUAGCAAGAGUAUUGUUGAUGUUCUUGGUGUUGAACGCCGUGAUCGUAUCUUUUCUGCUAUUUUUAUGUGCCGUACUGAUACUUGGCCUCAGGUUCGUGGUGCUGCUGUGGAGGUUUGGAAGAGUCUUGUUUUCAACACACCUAGAAUGGUUAAGGAAAUUUUGCCUACUCUUACCCAGAUGAUUAUUCGUCGUUUGGCCAGCACCAACGAAGACCAAAGAACUAUUGCUGCACAAGCACUUGGCGAGCUUGUGCGCCGUGUUGGUGGUACUUCGCUUUCUAGACUUCUGCCAACUCUUAGUGAAGGAAUGACGACUAAUGAUGCUGAUGCCCGACAGGGUAUUUGCAUUGCCAUUACCGAACUUAUUGGUUCUACCCAGGUUGAUGAUUUGGAAGCUCAACAAACUUUGUUCAUUAACAUUAUCCGUAUUGGUCUUGGUGAUUCUGAUGAAAAAGUUAGAUCUGCUGCUGCUAAAGCAUUUGAUUCUCUUCAGAGUGCUAUUGGAAACCAAAUUCUUGACAAAAUCUUGCCCGACCUUAUUAAAAUGCUUCAAUCUGAAGAUUCGGCCGAGAACGCACUUGCUGCUUUGCGCAAGAUUAUUUCUACAAAGGGCUCUGUCGUUUUCCCUAUUAUAAUGCCCACUUUGUUGACUCCACCUAUGACUGUUUCUAACGCUCGUUCUCUUGGUGCUUUGGCUGCUGUGGCCGGUCAUGCUUUGAUAAGACGGUUGGAACAAAUUAUUGAUGCUUUGGUUGAUGCUAUUAUCGAUGCAAAGGAUGAGGAAUCGAAGAGCGUCUUUUCUUCAUCUUUGGAUUCUGUCAUCUUGUCAAUUAAUUUUGAUGAUGGCACCCAUACUCUUAUGCACCAUAUGCUCACUCUGGGUCGUCAUGUGGAAUCACCACGUCGUGAGAUUUCCUUCAACCACAUGGCAUCAUUUUUCACAGAGACAUCUUUGGACUGCUCUCAAUACACAGAAGACUGGGUUCAACUUUGUAUUUAUUCUUUGGAAGAUUCAGAUGAGAAGGUUGUCAAAGCUUCAUGGACUUGCCUUAACAGCCUUGUUAAAGCUCAAACUAAAGAUUCACUGGAAGAGCUUGUUAAACCUGCUAGACAGGCACUUAAAACUACAGGAAUCGCAGGCCAGGAACUUGCUGGUUUUGCUUUACCAAAAGGUCCAAGUUGUGUUCUGCCAAUAUUUUUACAGGGUCUCAUGUAUGGAAGCAACGAAAACAGAGAAGUUGCAGCUCUGGGUAUUGCUGACAUUGUUGAAAAGACGAGUGCAGCUAAUCUCAAGCCAUUUGUUACUCAAAUCACUGGUCCUCUUAUUCGUAUUGUUGGUGAACGCUUUUCUUCUUCUAUCAAGGCUGCAAUUUUGUAUACCCUUAACAUACUCCUUCUCAAGAUCCCCGCAUUUUUGAAACCAUUCUUACCUCAAUUGCAGAGAACAUUUGCUAAGGCUCUUGCUGAUCCCCACAAUGAAACCCUUCGUUCUCGUGCAGGAAAGGCUCUUAGUACAUUGAUUAAACUUCAAACAAGAAUUGAUCCCCUUAUCACUGAGUUGAUUUCUGGUGCUCGCAACACUGAGGAUGAAGCAGUUCUUGUCUCGAUGCUUCAAGCACUUUCUGAAAUUAUGUUGAAUGCUGGUAAACUCAUUAAUGCUUCUUCCAAGGCCUUAAUUCUUACCUUUGUGGAUGAGCAACUUGAGAUUGCUGAUUUUUUAAAAAGAAAAAGUCUUGCCAAGCUUAUGGGCGGUAUUGCAAAUGCAAUGGACAACGAAGAACUUAGCAAACUCAUUACCACAAAAAUCAUCCAAAAUCCCGAUCAAAAAUUUGCGGUAUUGACUCUUAACGCAUUACUAAGGGUUGCUGGUUUAAAAAUCAGCGAAGCUGGUGUUAGUACUGAAAUUGCUCAUUACAUCAUUAACAACAUGGAUUGUACAGAUUCUGAAAUUUCGGAGAAUUUAGUACGUGCCGCUGGAAAAUAUUUGCUUGAUACUUACUCUCCUGAUCCAAAAUCUGAACAAGACGAGGAAGACAAAGAUAUUGUGAAACUAAACUUUGAUUACAGUCCGGAAGUUAUUUCUCAGUUUGUUCAGGCGCUUUCCACUGUUACGGUAAAAUCUCCAUCACGGACAGGUGAAGCUAGAAGAUUAUCAUUUGUUGUAAUCCGCACUGUUGCUAGACACAAAUACUCUCUGUUUUGUCAAGAAAAGAGCCUGGAUGUUUUGGUUCCAGCUAUUUUUGGUUGUGUGCGUGAAAGUACUAUUCCUGUCAAGCUUGCUGCCGAAAAGGCUUUUAUUCAAGUUCUCAAGCUUACUGAUGAUCUUUUAUUAACUGCUGGUAAGGAGGGUGUUGCCCCUUCAAUUCCUACAUUUGACAAAUGGUAUAAGCAUGCGGUGGAUGAUAAUGUUUUGUCUGGUGCUAUCCCAAGAUCUCUUUCAGAAUUUACAAAGCGUGUUGGUCAAAAACUUGCAUUGGCUGAAGUCGAUCGUAUCCAAGCUGGUGGUGAUUACAGUGCUGUAUACUCUGACAGAAUUGAAGAUGAGAUGGAUGUUUGGGCUAUUGGUUCUCCUGACUUGGAAAAGGAAGAAGAUGAAUAA
Molecule: messenger RNA, 8157 nt
Organism: Magnusiomyces paraingens
Lineage: Eukaryota; Fungi; Ascomycota; Dipodascomycetes; Dipodascales; Dipodascaceae
Exons: 2
Coding region: 1-8157 (2718 amino acids)
Biological process (GO): regulation of translation; cellular response to amino acid starvation
Cellular component (GO): cytosol
Molecular function (GO): protein kinase regulator activity
Source: RefSeq, a predicted model, not a curated record